This is a messenger RNA of Cercospora beticola, 876 nucleotides long. RefSeq lists its product as uncharacterized. NCBI's taxonomy places the organism in Eukaryota, Fungi, Ascomycota, Dothideomycetes, Mycosphaerellales, Mycosphaerellaceae. The record is from RefSeq and is a predicted model, not a curated record.
AUGGGCACCGCUCAACUCAAGAACACCAACGUGCGUCUCCUCGCCUGUUCCUUCGAUGAGGACGGUAGCACCGAUAGUGACUAUCGCUUCCUACUCGACGAGAAAAACGUGAAGUAUGUUUCGACCGCGCCAGGCGUUUUUCCCGACCGCCCUCUCACAGAUCGGACCUUUGCGCCCACUCUUAUUGGCGAGCUCUUGCCACCCUUUCCACCCGGGGACUGGAACAGCGGACACGUAGCCAAGGACCCCGCGACGGCCGAAGUGUAUUUCGCCAGACUCGAGGCGAUCGAACUCCCAAAGGUGGAAACCGUCUGGCAUCCCACCCAGCUCAACGAAGUGGACUUCACUGAACAAGAUGAUCUCAACCAGAGAGUCCGAAUCUGCACUAGCCCUGCAAUCAACAAUGGCAAACCUGUCAUCGUCAAGAUGGCCGUCUGGCCAUGGGAAAUCGACCACAUGAGGACGGAAACCGCAAUUUAUCGAUCUCUACACGAGAGUGGCAGCCGCGCUGGGCCAAAAUUCCUGGGCCACCUUUUAGAGGGCGAUGGAGGCCGGGUCAUCGGCAUCGUGAUCGAAUAUGCCGGGAACAUGAGACGCGCUGCGGGUUUGGAAGAUUUGACAGCUUGUAAGAGGGCUCUUGCGCGGUUGCACGCGCUGAGUAUCAAGCUCGGCGAUCCCGAUCAUGGGAAUUUCCUCGUGCCUAAGGGAGACGGGGCGGAGGGCAAAGAGGUGAUCCUGAUCGAUUUCGAGUUCGCGAAGCAGAACUGCUCGAAAGCCGAAUUGGAAGAAGAGAUGGAGUUGCUGCAGCGGAAGCUGGAAGAAGGUGAUCAGACUGCCACCUACUUUGAGGCGGAGGAGGGCACUUCGGUCGGUUGA